AUGAGCAAACUAACACAGGAGGACUGCUGGAAGGUGGUUUCAGCAUUUUUUAAGGAUAAGGGGUUGGUGCGGCAGCAGCUGGACUCAUUCAACGAGUUUAUUCAAAGCACGAUGCAGGAGGUAGUUGACGAAAACUCCAAAAUUGUUCUGAUGGCGCACAGCCCAACAGGCGAGGAGGAGAAGGCAAGGAAGUACACUAUAGAGUUUAAGCAGAUAUAUGUGAGCAAGCCGCCCACUAUCACAGAGCCAGACGGAAGAACAUCGCCUAUGUUCCCAAACGACGCGCGUGUCAGAAGUCUUACAUACUCAGCCUCUCUGUACAUAGACAUAGUGAAGACGGAGCACAUUGGAGACGAGGAGGUGGAGAGCAGAACGUACAAAAGAAUGCCCAUCGGCUCAAUCCCAAUCAUGCUGCGGUCUCUGUACUGCGUGUACAGCAACACGGACGACAAGGACAUGAACAGAAUAGAAGAGUGCACGUACGACCAAGGAGGAUACUUUAUUGUAAAUGGAUCUGAGAAGGUGCUAAUUGCACACGAAAGGAUGGCGUCAAAUCUGGUGUAUAUCUUUAAGAAGGCCCCUCCUUCACCAUAUCUGUACACUGCAGAGAUGCGAUCUGUGCCUGAUCACGGGCUUCGCCUGCCAUCUUCUCUUACGAUUCGGCUUGUUGCACGGUCUUCAGAUAAUGCCUCGGGCGGAGGAUACUUCCUCCGUGCUUUGCUGCCGCAUGCUAAGCAGGAUGUGCCGGUUGUUGUUAUUUUCCGGGCACUUGGGUUUGUGUCAGACAAGGAGAUUCUUGAGCACAUAUGCUAUGACUUUUCAGACACAGAAAUGCUCAGCAUGCUCCGGCCCAGCAUUGAGGAGGCAUUUGUGAUCCAGGACCAGGGAGUUGCGCUGGACUACAUUGGGAAGAGAGUUGCGCCAGCUGGGUUCAGCAAGGAGAAGAGAAUAAAGUUUGCAAAGGAUCUGUUCCAGAGAGAGUUCCUGCCGCACGUAGGAACCAAGGAGUUCUGCGAGACAAAGAAGGCGUAUCUGCUCGGAUACACAAUCAAUAAGCUGCUGAUGGUGGCGCUUGGGAGGCGGUCUGAGGAGGAUAGAGACCACUACGGGAGAAAGAGGCUUGAUCUUGCAGGGCCGCUGAUGGCAGGACUGUUCCGGAUGCUUUUCAAGAAGAUGAGCAAUGAGCUGGCAAAGUACAUGCAGAGAUGCAUAGAUGGGAACAAAGACCUCAACCUUAUAGUGGGCCUGCGCACAUCAACUCUCACAAACGGCCUAAGAUACUCGCUUGCAACAGGAAACUGGGGCGAGCAGUCAAAGAGCAUGCAGGCGCGGGCUGGAGUGGCACAGGUGCUGAACCGGUAUAACUACAUAUCCACGCUGUCCCAUCUGAGAAGGGUCAACACGCCAAUUGGAAGAGAUGGAAAGCUUGCCAAGCCAAGACAGCUGCACUCCAGCCACUGGGGGAUGGUCUGCCCGGCUGAAACACCAGAAGGACAGGCCUGUGGGCUUGUGAAGAACUUUGCGCUCAUGUCGCACAUCUCAGUGGGAAGCAAUUCUUCAAUUGUGGUUGAGCUGCUUGAGGAGUGCGGGCUUGAAGGGCUUGAGGAAGUAAGCCCCACUGCAAUUGCAGGCGCAACAAAAGUUCUUGUCAAUGGAUCGUGGGUUGGUGUGCACCGCUCGCCAGAUGAUCUGAUAGGAACCCUGAAGUACCUCCGCCGCUCUGGGGAGCUUUCGUCUGAAAUAGGCAUUGUGCGAGAUCUGCGGGAAAAGGAGAUCAGAAUCAACACAGACGGAGGAAGAGCAUGCAGGCCUCUUUUUAUCGUUGAGAAAGGGGUGCUUAGAAUAGAGCACUUCCUUGAGGCGAACAGGCACCGGGCAUUCACAUGGGACGAGCUGAUGGCAGACGGAUGUGUUGAGUUUCUUGAUGUGGAGGAGGAGGAAACGGCCAUGAUUGCAGUUAAAACAAGCGACCUCAGAAACACAGAGAUCAUGUACACCCACUGUGAGAUACAGCCAGCCACCAUGCUGGGUGUGUGCGCCUCUGUGGUUCCCUUCCCUGAUCACAACCAGUCGCCUAGAAAUACCUACCAGAGUGCUAUGGGUAAGCAGGCCAUGGGGAUGUACGCCACUAACUUCCUCAUGCGAAUGGACUCUCUGUCCAAUGUGCUGUGCUACCCGCAGAAGCCUCUAGUGAUAACGCAGAGCAUGAACUUCCUGCAGUUCCGAGAGCUUCCCUCCGGACAGAAUGCAAUGGUGGCCAUUGCCUGUUACAGCGGGUACAACCAGGAAGACAGUGUGGUGAUGAACCGCGGUGCUGUGGACAGGGGACUUUUCAGGAGCUUCUUCUAUAGAACAUACAGCGAUAUGGAGAGCAGAACCAAGCCAGAGGAGCAAGAGUGCUUUAUGAAGCCAGACAGAAGGUCUGUGCAGAGAAUGAAGAACGCAAACUACGAGAAGCUUGAUAUAGAUGGGCUUGUUCCUCCUGGAACACGUGUCUCUGGAGAGGAUGUUCUUAUUGGAAAAGCAGUAAGCACGCCAGAUGGAUACAAAGAUGCAAGCACUACGAUGCGUGGAACAGAAAGCGGAGUGGUUGACAGGGUUAUUCUCACCACAAAGGAUGGGUACAGAUAUGCAAGAAUCCGGGUGCGGUCUGCCCGAACCCCGCAGAUGGGAGACAAGUUUGCAUCAAGGCACGGGCAGAAGGGAACAAUUGGAAUUAUGCUUUCGCCAGAGGACAUGCCCUUCACUGCAGACGGGAUCACUCCAGAUAUUAUCAUAAACCCGCACGCUAUUCCUAGCAGAAUGACGAUCGGGCAUCUGGUGGAGUGUCUUCUAGGAAAGGUGAGCUGCAUGACGGGCAAGGAAGGAGACGCAACGCCGUUUACAGGUCUGAGCGUGGAAGAGAUCAGCGAGGAGCUGCAGAAGCACGGAUACCAAAAGCGAGGAUUUGAAGUGAUGUACUCUGGAUUUACUGGACGGAAAAUGCGCAGCCAGAUAUUCAUUGGGCCCACAUACUACCAGAGGCUGAAGCACAUGGUGGCAGACAAGAUACACGCACGUGCCCACGGGCCUGUGCAGAUUCUGACACGGCAGCCUGUGGAGGGAAGAAGCAGAGAUGGAGGUCUUCGGUUUGGAGAAAUGGAGAGGGACUGCAUGAUCUCGCACGGAGCUGCAAUGUUCCUUAAGGAGCGGCUGUGCGAUGUGAGCGACAAGUUUGAGGUGUUUAUCUGCAAUGACUGCGGGCUUUUCUGCGCAGGGAAUAAGGACCGAGGCCUCUACCUGUGCCAGCUGUGCGGAACCCGAACAAAUGUCAGCAUGGUCUAUAUGCCGUACGCAUUCAAGCUCCUAGUGCAGGAAAUGAUGACAAUGUGCAUAUCUGUGCAGAUGCGGCUGGAGACCUGGAAGAAGAUAUAA
Molecule: messenger RNA, 3414 nt
Organism: Nematocida ausubeli
Lineage: Eukaryota; Fungi; Microsporidia
Product: DNA-directed RNA polymerase II subunit RPB2
Exons: 1
Coding region: 1-3414 (1137 amino acids)
Biological process (GO): DNA-templated transcription
Cellular component (GO): RNA polymerase II, core complex
Molecular function (GO): ribonucleoside binding; DNA-directed RNA polymerase activity; DNA binding
Source: RefSeq, a predicted model, not a curated record